AUGGUGGACCCCCGGGCCGCGACGGCCGGGAGCCGUCGGCACCCGCCGGGUGGUCGCCUGGCCGUCCUGGUGCUAUGGCUGCUGCUGGCCAUCGCCAGCAUCCGCGGCGAGGACAUCUACUUCCAUGCGGCGGUCCACCGGGUGUCCAGUACCCCCGGGAAGCUGACCUUCACCCAUGCAUAUGGAGCCCCCUCCUUCGUCGGGUCCCGGGAAACCAAAACACGCUAUACGCUCCAGCGCCAGGUGAAUCUCCCGGAGAAGACGCCGGAGAAGCGCUGGGGCCUUUUCUUCGGUGCCGAACGCCUGAUGCUAUCCUGUCCGCGGGCUGACAAUCCCGGCACGGCGGACCUGAUGCUCCUCCCCUGGUCGGCCUACCCGUACUUGGUGGUGGUCGAGCACACCCGGACCACGGUUGCCCUGUUCACCGAGGAGGAAGUGUACCAGCUGCCGCGCCCGGACAUCGAGCUCCUGGCCGGGAUCCCGCUGUCCGGGGAUGCCGUCCUGCUCCUGGGCCUGAUCGGCCAGCUGGACCAAUCGCGGCUGCCGUUCCUGGCCCGCCUCGAUGCCGACGGCCUGACGGUAUUUCCCUGGUACCUUGGUCCGAUGGAGGCCGGCCCGGGCUUCGGGGCAGCCGGCACCGGGACGAGUGUCUUCCUGGGGGCCGGCACCCGACUGAUCCGGCUCAGCUCGGGUCCGGGUAGUAUGACAGUCGACUUGAAAGAAGUCGAGACCCCCAGUCGGAUCUUGGGCCUGGCCGUGACGCGAAUCAUGACCCCGGCCGCCACGUGCCCCGAUGGGCCGGACGUCGUCGUCCUGCUGGCAGACCAGAAGGUCAUGGUGUAUUCCUGCUUCGGUGGCACCGGUCCGACGGGCAACCACAGCGUGGACCUGCGGCCGGAGGUGCCGCCCGCUGGCUCUCGGAUCCUGGCCCCGGAGGCCGCCGUCUUGACCGACCGGCCGGCUCCGUUCUACAUCCUUUCGCCGGGUGCGGCGGAUCCGCGCCUGCGCGCAUGGCAAGUGUCAUCCGUGGGGACGCAACUCCGGCUCAGCCGCGUGGCCUUGCCCCCGGUGGCGGCUGAUAACCUUGCCGGUGUGGAGCUGGCCCGGCUGGUCGGCACCGCCGGCGACCCGGUCGAGUGGACCCUGGCAGCGGCGAGCACGGCCCUCUUCUCCUCGGCGGCCUUCCGGUGCCCGGACGACCGGAGCAUCGUCUGUGACAGCGCCAACCAGAUGACCGGGCAUUCGCGCGGGUGGACCUGCGCGCCGCGCCACGCCGAGUCGCCCUAUGUGUCGGCCACGCACCUGUGCGCCGGGUGCGCCAACGGCUCCUUCCUGGACCGGCCGAUCGACGAGCCACCGCUGGCCACCAGCAUGCACGUGUGUCGUGCUUGUCCGCAUGCGAAUUGCUUGACCUGCAAUUCGGCGAACUGCCUGGUAUGCGCGUCGGACUUCCGCCUGGAGGCAAGUGCCCCGGAUGGCAGUACCCGGUGUGUGGCCAGCUGCUCGGCCGGCUUCAGGGAGCUGGCCGGCGUGUGCUGUCCGGAGUCCAGGCACAUGGCCCGGGCCAGCCUCUCGAGCCCGACGGCCGAGUCGCUGCCGGGCCUGGCCCUCGGCGACCGGGUGACCUUCGUCGGCGAAUCGUGGCUCUCGGUGGACGAGCUCACCGGGCGGCCCAUCCUGCCGGGUCUCGGCAGCCCGUCGGUGUCCGGGGUGCUCAUCUUCACGGAGCUCCGAAAGAGCUACUUCCUGCCGCGCAUGCAUGUGGGCAUGGUGGACAAGCCGCCCCUGCGGGAAAUCCACCUCUUCGCAUCGCCACCGGCGACAAUGGUCACCGCCUCGGUGGAGGUGGGCCCCUUCCUGCAUGCGGGGCAGCUGUUAUAUUUGGUGUUCGUGUGCACCUCCGAGAAGGCGGCCUACCAGGCCUGGCUGACAUGUGCCCAGGCCACCGGGCCCUGCAUCGCCGACGAGCCUCCGGGCCUGGGACAGGGCCCGUCGACCGGCUGUUCCGCGCUUCGGCGUCUGGAUGCCGGGGGGUUUGCCCUGAAAAAUGCCAGCCUGAAUGGGGCUCGGUACCGGGCCAACCCGGCCACCCGGUCGGUGGAGCUGGUCUCGCCAAUGAGCAGCGGGUCGGUCACGCUCCCCGUGGUCCCGGCCACCGGGGCCCGGGCCGCGCCCGCCCAUGGCGCGUGGCUCCUGUGGACCGCCUACGCGCAAUUGCCGAGCCUCCUGCCGCAAGCUCUGCUGGAGGGCCUGUUCUUUCGCCGGGAGCCCUUCGAUGGCCGUCUGUUGGCGAACCCGCCGAGCAUGGCCAACAAUCACCAUACCGUGUUGGUUCUCCCUCGGCCGACCCCUUCCGAUCCUGCAGCCCCGAUGGAGGUGGUCUUGCCGUAUGUUGUCGGGUCCGAGUGGGUGGUCCUCCGGGUGCCCGGGGAAAUGCUGGUCAGUGGCCGGCCCUCCGACUUGCCGUAUGGGAAGCAGGUGCUCGGGGUGCUGCCCGGGCCGGUGCCCCCGCCGAAGGCCCCCCAUGAGAAUGUCCACUUUUAUGGGGUCCCCCUCAGCGACUUGGCCCUGGGCCCGGAGUAUCCCAGCGCGCUGGUGCUCCUGGGUCGGGAGUUUUUCGGGCUGUCGCUGUUGCAUUGCCCGAAUCGGCCGCGGCAGCCGUGCGCCCUGCAGCCGGCCGUCUUCGGGGAAUUGCCGUCAUCCAUGCGGAUCCCGGAGCAAAUGGCCCUCUGGGGCCCGGUGGUGUCGUCAGACUCGGCCCCCGCCGCCAGCGCCGCCACCAGCACCGGCCGGUCGCUCAGCUUCUUGGCCUUCUCGCCGGCCACCGGGCCCUUGAACUUCUCGGUGGCGCUGGAAUGCCCGAUUGGGACAUUCGGCCCGGCGUGUGACCCGUGCGAUGGGCUUUGCGUCGAGUGCACCGGCCCCGGCCCGACGGCAUGCACGGCCUGUCGAUACUGGCUGGCCGGGGCCCCGGAAGGGUGCUUGGCCGAAUGCCCGGCCGGCACCCUUCCAAUGGCCGGCGGCCAGUGCGGAUGCCCGGGCCUCUGCGAAGCAUGCAGCCUCAAUGGGGCCGGGGAGACCGUGUGCGAUCGAUGCCUGCCGGGCUAUGGCCUCGACAUGAGUGGGCCCGAGUUGGACCGGUGCCUGGCGUGCGACGAGGCGUGCGAGACGUGCGCGCGGCCUGGCGACCCGGGGGCCUGCACCACAUGCCCGGCCGCGGCGCCGUGGCUGCAUGGGGGGGCCUGUGUGAGCGCCUGCCCGGCGGGCAUGUGGCCUGACAGCGGCGUGUGCCGGGUGUGCGCGCCUGGCUGCUUGGACUGCUCAUCGACCGGCCAGUGUGUCCGCUGUGCGGCCAGGCACUUCCUGCAGCAGGGCGGCCCGGGGUGCAUUCCCUGCGAUGGGUCCUGCGCGGCGUGUGACAAUGGGUCAAGCUGCUCGGCCUGCCAGUCGGGCUUGGUGUUCCUCGGUGUCGACGAGCAGGUGGCAUCCCUGUGUGGCAGUGCCUGCCUGCCAGGGGAGUACAUCCACCAGGGCCGGUGUGCCAGGUGCCAUGACAGCUGCCAGCUGUGUGCCGGGGAGGCGACGGCCUGCCAGGUGUGCGCCGAGGGCUUCCGGUGGUCAGAUCGGCCGCCAGGAGGAGGUGCCACCGAGCCGUGCGUGCCUUGCAGCCAGCCGGGAUGCACCACCUGCACGGUGGACGCCUGCCUGGCCUGCCGGUGGCCGCUGGUGCUGGAUGGCCAUGGCGGCUGUGUGGCCGACUGCCAGGCCGGCACAUACUCGAAUGGCGAGUCUUGCCAGCCGUGCGAUGUGUCCUGUGCCACGUGCAUCGGCCCGGCUGCCAGCCAGUGCGACAGCUGUGCCCCGGGGCUGGACUUCCUGGCGGACGGCCCCGGCCGGGGGGCCUGCAUUUCGGGCUGCGUCGAUGGGCAGUACCGGCAGGGGGCCACCUGCCAGCCGUGCGACGCCGCGUGUGCCACAUGCAAUGGCCCGUCGGACAGGGAUUGCUGGCGCUGUAUGGACGGCGUGCUCCAGGGGACCGAGUGUGUGCAGGAUUGUGCCACGGGACAUGUGGCCCUCGCCGGGCGGUGCCUCCGGUGCCAUGCGUCCUGCGAGGCGUGUGCCGGGACCCGGAGCACCGAGUGCACCACAUGCCCGGGCCAUUUGCUGCGACUGCCGGCCAACCCGGGGCUGUCGCACUGCCUGCCAUCCUGCCCGGCCUCCUACCACACCUCGGCCUCGGGGUGUGUCGCUUGCGGGGACCAUUGCACCCGUUGCCCGGAGUCGGUGGAUGCCUGUGCCAUGUGCAAUCGGGGGUGGCUGCUGGCCGGGCCGGCGUGUGUGGCCACUUGCCCGGCCGGGGCUUCGGCCCAGGGGCCCAUGUGUGUUUGGUGUCAUGAAGAGUGUGCCACAUGCUAUGGCCCGGGGGCGGACCAGUGUUUGAGCUGCCCGGCCGGUGCUCCGAUCUUGUUCGGCGACCGGUGCCAUGAGGCCUGCCCGGCGGGGACUUUCACCGAGGAUGGCAUUUGCAUGCCGUGCAGCUCCACCUGCGGCUCCUGCUCCGGGCCCGGGCCGGAGGCGUGUACGGCGUGCUCCGGCGACCGGGCCCUUCACCAGGGGGCGUGCACAUUGGCCUGCCCACGGGGCACCUUUGCCGAGGAGCAUGUGUGCCUCGAGUGCCGGUCCUCCUGCGCCACUUGCGCCGGGGCGGAUGCCUGCACGAGCUGCCCCGGCGGGUACAUGCUACAGCCGGAUGGGUCUUGCGCGGCUGCCUGCCCGGAGGGGUGGCAUGCGUGCAUGGGCUCCGGCCGGUGUGUCGCCUGCCCGGCCGAUUGCCUCCGGUGCGAGCUCCUCCGCGGGGAGGAUUGUCCCACGGGGUGUACCCUUUGCAUGGAGGGCUUUGUCCGGACCGGGGACACGUGCGCCCGGGCCUGCCCGGCGGGCCAGUAUCAGCAUCCGAUUGACCGGGCGUCCUGCUGGCCGUGUGGCCCCGAGUGCGCCACGUGCUUCGGCUCGGGGGACUUUUGCACGGGCUGCCGGUCGGGCUUCCUGCACCCGAGCCGGGGCACCUGUGUGGACACCUGCCCGGCGGGCUCGGCCGUGGUUGAUGGCAUGUGUGUGGGGUGCUUCGCCGGGUGUGAGCGCUGCACGGCGGCCGCCGGCGGCGGCGAGCUUGAGUGUGCUCUGGAGGAUGGACGGCCGCCUGCCUGCCCGGAUGUCCGGACCUGUGACCAAUGCCUGCCGGGGCUGCUGCUGCUGGAGGCGACCUCCUGUGUGGAGGCCUGCCCGGCGGGCUACUACGCCGAUGGGGGCCAUGACGCGGGCUCUCCGGCCACUUGCCUGCCAUGCCACGAAAGUUGCGCGGACCUGUGCGUCGGCCCGGGCAGGGCCGAUUGCCGGGGUCCCCGAGGCAGGCCCGGCUCGUCCGUGGGCCUGGCCGUGGGCCUGGCCGUGGGGCUCCUGCUGCUGGCCAUCUUGCUGGUGUUGCUGGCGGUGCUGCUACGACGCCACCGGGCGGCAGCUCGGGCCACCGGCUCGAAGAGCCUGGACACGGAGGACGCCACCAUGCUGAAUACCAUCGUCGAGUUGGCUCUGCCGGGGGCCCUCCUGGUGAGCGUCGACAUGGACUUCCGGCCGCUGGCGGACAAGCAGCUGGGCGCCGGCACGCAGGCGUCGGUGUAUGCGGCGCAGGCGGUCGGGGCCGGGGUCGGGGCCCGGCUGGGCUGCCCGGACGUGGUGGCCGUGAAGAGGAUGAAGGCCGACCCCCUGCAGCCGAUGCACCACGCCCUCUUCGAGAAUGAGGUGGCCUUGAUGUGGGUCCUGCGCGACCAUCCGAACAUUGUCCGGUUGUAUGGCUAUGGCACCUCGCCUCCGGCCAUUGUGAUGGAGCGCUUCGAUUGCGACCUGAGCACGCUGCUGCACUCGGAGGUGCCGCUGUCGGUGGCUCAGCUGUGGGACAUCUGCCAGCAGUGGGCCGCCGGGCUGGAGGCCAUGCACACACAUGGGGUGGCCCACGGCGACCUGAAGCCGGGCAAUGUGUUUGUCAGCCAGACGGCUUCUUCCUGGCGGGCGGCCCUCGGGGACCUGGGCACGUCCAGGAACCUGAGCGCCAGCCGGCUGUCGGCCCUGGUCAACAGCAUGCCCGAGCUGAAUGCCAUGUCGGUGCGGUAUGCGGCGCCGGAGCUGCUGGACGCCUUCCAGCGGUCGGUUCCCCUGGACCCGGGGCUCUUCUUCCCGGUGGACAUGUAUGCGGCGGGGGUCAUGCUGGGCGAGUGCCUGGCGCGGACUGCUCCCUGGGCUGGCAUGAGCAUGCAAGACAUCAAGUACGCCGUGCGUGGCGGUGCCCGGCCGAGCGUCGAGCUCCUGGCCCAGGAGGCCCGGGACCUGGUGCAGGCCGCCUGGCAGGAGGACCCCAGCCGGCGGCCGCUCGCAGCCACCUUCCGCCAGCGCUGCGCCGCGCAACAUGUAGUAGCCGUGAGAAGUCUACCAGCCUCGCCCACAUGA
Molecule: messenger RNA, 6501 nt
Organism: Fonticula alba
Lineage: Eukaryota; Rotosphaerida; Fonticulaceae
Product: TKL protein kinase
Exons: 2
Coding region: 1-6501 (2166 amino acids)
Biological process (GO): protein phosphorylation
Molecular function (GO): ATP binding; protein kinase activity
Source: RefSeq, a predicted model, not a curated record